Quercus lobata is the source of this 393-nucleotide messenger RNA. RefSeq lists its product as uncharacterized. NCBI's taxonomy places the organism in Eukaryota, Viridiplantae, Streptophyta, Magnoliopsida, Fagales, Fagaceae. The record is from RefSeq and is a predicted model, not a curated record. The coding region runs from base 1 to 393 and encodes 130 amino acids. The transcript has a single exon.
AUGGUCAUAAUUUUUUUUCCAGCACCACAAGACCGUAAAAGACAACAUUUUGCUUCUGCACAAGAGGCGGCAAGAAAGGAUGUCGAACGUGCAUUUGGAGUACUUCAAGCGCGAUUUGCAAUUGUGCGUGGACCUGCACGUUUUUUCCACCUUGAAACGCCUAAGGACAUUAUGAUGGCAUGUAUAAUAUUGCAUAAUAUGAUCGUUGAAGAUGAGCGACAUACUUACCUUGGAGCAAAUGACUUUGAUUAUGAUCAAAUCGAUAAUAGUGGACCUGAACCGGUGUCACAUAAUCCAACUUGUAACCUUAUGCAGUUCAUUGAACGCCAUAAUUCCAUUAGAGAUAGAGGAAUUCAUUCUCAACUUCAAGCGGAUCUCGUCGAGCAUCUAUGA